Messenger RNA from Lineus longissimus, 3070 nucleotides. Its product is annotated as EF-hand domain-containing protein 1-like. Lineage: Eukaryota; Metazoa; Nemertea; Pilidiophora; Heteronemertea; Lineidae. The record is from RefSeq and is a predicted model, not a curated record. The coding region runs from base 98 to 2017 and encodes 639 amino acids. Gene Ontology annotation, biological process: cilium-dependent cell motility; mitotic cytokinesis; mitotic spindle organization. Gene Ontology annotation, molecular function: calcium ion binding; alpha-tubulin binding. The transcript is spliced from 8 exons. Gene Ontology annotation, cellular component: mitotic spindle; axoneme.
CGCCAGGCAACCACACAAUCCAUCCACAGGCUGUGUACAAAAUAAGCAAAUCGGCCAGUUAUUUCAUCCUCCUGGCAUAAAAAAACACAUUCCAAAGAUGGAUGGUCUUCCUUUCCUACCAGGGAACUCGUUCACGGACCCAACGAAAGGGCGUUACCACAGAUCACACACUCUUGGCUACAAGAAUGGUUACUCCAUCCCAACCCGUCCAGAAAAGGGCAUUGGUGGCGUUCCGAUCCCAUAUAACCAGCUCAGCGAAAAAGAUCUCGACGACCUAGCAAAUUUCCGCCCAACACUGACCUACGGCCAAGCCAAGCAAGCCCCACCAGAGGACUUUGUUCCGGCCCAUGUUGCCUGGGACAAAAAGGUGUUGAAAUUCAACGCCUACUUCAAACAAACGGUCCACGAGUCACCAAAGGAGCACUACAGGGUGCGACCAGUCAAUAUUUACUACUAUCUUGAGGAUGACAGCAUCUCAGUUGUCGAACCGGUUGUGGAAAACUCUGGAAUGCCACAAGGUAAACUCAUCAAGAGACAGCGACUUCCCAAAAAUGAUGAAGGUGACCACUGGGUAUGGAAAGACCUCAACCUCGGCGUAAACGUUGUCUUCUACGGCAAGGUUUUCCGCAUCACCGACUGUGACAAGUUUACGACAGAUUUCCUCGAGAGUGAAGGUAUCAUCGUCAACCCGUCGGAAACUCUGGAGGAGGAUCCUUACAUCGGACAGAGAACCGAAGCCGCUGCUCUGAAAACUUUCGCAACGCCAUCUGCAUUCGAUAAGCUGCGACAGUUUUUGGAACUUGACCGAAAAGUACUGAGAUUCUAUGCCUUGUGGGACGACAGGGAUAGCAUGUUCGGAGAAAUUAGGCCAAUUGUAAUUCAUUAUUACCUUGUUGACGACACGUUAGAGGUCCGCGAAGUCCACACACCCAACGACGGCCGUGAUCCCUUCCCUAUCCUCAUCACCCGCCACAAAGUACCGAAAAACCGUGAAAAGGUCGACUCAUCAUUCCCCGCCAUCGUCAUGGAAUACACCGACAGCGAAAUCAAGGAAUAUUUCACCGCUAGAGACUUUAUGAUCGGUAAUACCGUCCAGCUUUACAAUCGGCGCGUUUUGAUUUACGAUUGGGAUAAAUUCACGAUGGCGUUCUAUCACACUCAUUUCGGCGUGACGUCGGUGGACCCCAUUGACGUGAGGACAAAGGCUGAGGCGAUGGCAAAGAUGGAACUGCCCCCGUACAAUGGCUACGGCUCGAUCGAGGAUUCGAUGCAGUCUUGCCUGUCGCUAAUCCCGCAGCCUCCGAAGAAAGACUUUAUUAAGAUGCUCGAGAAUGACCACAGCAUCCUGAGAUUUGGCGCAAUCAUGGAUUCCGUGAAACCGGAGGACAAGGGCCGACGCUUCAUCAUCUCAUACCAUCUUGCUGACGACAUGAUGUCAGUCUACGAACCCCAAGUCAGAAACUCUGGCAUCAUCGGCGGGAAAUUCUUAGAAAAGACGCGGUGUGCCCGCCCAGAAAGCACCAUCGAGAACCCGAGAUACUACGGGCCUAACGAUUUCAAAGUUGGCGAGAUGAUUACGAUCUUUAAUCAUCGAUUCAUCGUUCAGUCGGCCGAUGUUUACGUUUUGAAGUAUAUGGAGGAGCACAAGGAUCAAUUCAGUCCCGACACGAUCCAGUCGCUGCGUGACGUGCUCAGCGCGGGAAUGACCAGGAAGGACGUCAUCAAAGGAGCACCCAUGAAGAUCAGGCGAACGCCUGGUGACCUUGAAAGGUUAUGCGCAGAGGUCAAAGGUCAGCUGAAGAAGAUGGUGAUCACGGACAAGAACCGUAUCGACGAGAUGUUCCUGAGGUACAACUCCGAUCGUCAAGGUUACGUCGACGGUACUCAUCUGAAAGAUAUGUGCCUUCGCCUGCAGUUGCCCGCAGACGAUGAUGUUAUAGAUAUGAUCGUAAACGAAUGUGGAUCCGAUGGAAAGAUCGACUUGGAGCAGUUCAGGAAAUUCUUCGAGAGCACUUAGACUAUUUUCAAAUCGCUGCCAUCAUUCAGAAACAUUGUAAACAUCGGCAGAAAUCAACUUAAUGUCGUCAUCCGUCCGAAUGAGAUUACGUCCUAUCGGUGAAAUUUCAGAUCUAUGUUCCAUCAAAAAUUAAAAGCUGUCGUAUUUUAGAGAUAUUUAUAUUGUUAUGUGUCAGAGCUGUGAUAUUUCAAGUUUUUAAGCCCCUCUAUUGAAAUAAAGGUUUUGGGGGUAUACUAUACAUGUGAGCACAAUAUUACAUGAUCCCUAUUCGUUGCAUUGAUUCAACUUGUGCAUGUGUACUUAUUUCUGUCUGAUGUAAAAGUAUUUCUAAUCGAAAAUAUUGCGCACAAAUUCACGAAAUGCUGCGCACAAGGACUUGUUUACUUUUUAAAUACAGCGACACCCAAAAAUUGCUGUGCUGGCUCUAUGAACUGAGACUGAAAGAAGUACUUGAUUAUCUAAGUUGCCUUGGCCUGCAUGGAACCCAAAGAUCAUUGUUCACACCGGUCAAGGCAAUUAAUUUUUCGUUGCUUUACUAGUAAUUUUUGUUCGUCACCCUAAACAUUUUAAAGUCCAUGUUUGAUCAGAAUAUUAUUGUCACAGAAUUGUCUUGUGAAAUGCCCGCACUACUGUUUGCUCUUGUAUUGCCAUCGAUAUUCGAAGAGAUCACAUUUUGUGGGUAGGUUUGAGAAAAAGGCCUAUUAGGUUGUUCGACAUGAGGUGAAAAAUAGGCCUCUGGUUGUUUAAAAACUUGUUCAAGACAGAUGUUGUGUAGAUAUUUAUUGCGUCCACCAUCACCUCAAAUAUUUUUCAUGACGAUUUUUUGCCGAAAAUUCAAAUUUGACCCUUUUUCUCGCCUCUGGUAUUACUGCAAGGGUUAAAAUUGACCCCUUUUAUGAGGGUUUUCUGGUUGUCACUGUAGUUGUAUAUAAUUGUUUUAUUUCUGUAACAUUGCAUUCUCCACAGCGAGUGUCUUGAGGCAUUCUCCUAAAGUUUGCAAAGCCCUGCCUGUGGAGACUGUGUAUUUAAAUAUAAAUAAAGACAUAUGUUUUA